UUCCGGAAGACUUCUCCUGCAGCCAAUCAGCGUUAAGACCUUCCUCCUUCACCGGAAGGCGCUGUCUCCUGGAGCAACCAACCAGACCGCUGUCUUCAGUUUGGUGGCGGGAAAAGGCCAUGAGUAAAAGCCGGGCCGAGGCUGCGGCCGGAGCCCCCGGGAUCAUCCUGCGGUACCUGCGGGAACAAAACCGGCCCUACAGCGCGCAGGACGUGUUCGGAAACCUGCAGAAGGAACAUGGACUGGGCAAGGCGGCGGUGGUGAAGGCUCUGGAUCAGUUGGCCCAGGAAGGCAAGAUCAAAGAGAAGACGUACGGCAAGCAGAAAAUUUAUUUUGCCCAUCAGGACCAGUUUGACGCAGUGAGUGAUGCUGACCUCCACAGCCUGGAUGCCAAAAUUGCAGCCCUCAUUGCCAAGGUGCAGAGCUUACAGCAAAGCUGCCGCCACAUGGAGGCUGAGCUGAAGGAAUUAACAAAUGCGCUGACCACUCCUGAGAUGCAGAAAGAGAUCCAGGAGUUAAAGAAUGAAUGUGCUCGUUAUACAGAGAGGCUAAGGAAUAUCAAAGCAGUCACCAACCAUAUCACUCCAGAAGAGAAAGAGGAGGUAUACAAAGACAGACAGAAGUAUUGUAAAGAGUGGAGGAAGCGGAAGAGAAUGACCACCGAGCUGUGUGAUGCCAUCCUUGAAGGAUACCCCAAGAGCAAGAAACAGUUCUUUGACAACCAAGGAGUAGAGUGGCUAAUGAGUCACCAAUGACGUGGGCCAAAGCUGGACCUGGCACUGACUGGAGUGCUCACAUUAUGGUUGCCACAUGAGACCUUCACUGGGUUAGGCAGCAAGGAGAAACAGAACACUAAACCUGUAGACACCCUGUAGAAUCCCAAAGACAACCAACCACACUGCUUUUCUAAUGGUUUGGAUCCGUUUGCUUGGAAGUAAUAAGAGAGCCUCAGACCCCAUGACCCCUGCUGCCACAUACCUGUGGCUCACAGUGUUCCUCAAUCCAGCUGAAGACACAAGCUGACAGCUCCUGGAAGCUGGCCACAGAGAUAGAGGCAUUGAAAGACUGGAAU
This is a messenger RNA of Chionomys nivalis (European snow vole), 1072 nucleotides long. It is a transcript of the gene Psmc3ip, whose product is annotated as PSMC3 interacting protein. Lineage: Eukaryota; Metazoa; Chordata; Mammalia; Rodentia; Cricetidae. Bases 120 to 755 code for a protein of 211 amino acids. The transcript has 8 exons. Gene Ontology annotation, biological process: meiotic joint molecule formation; homologous chromosome pairing at meiosis; meiotic strand invasion involved in reciprocal meiotic recombination. The record is from RefSeq and is a predicted model, not a curated record. Gene Ontology annotation, molecular function: double-stranded DNA binding; recombinase activator activity. Gene Ontology annotation, cellular component: DNA recombinase auxiliary factor complex; condensed nuclear chromosome.